AUGAUAACCAAUCCCGACUGUCUGCUAGCUCGAGUUCUCCUUGGGAAGUACUGUCAUAAAACCUCCCUUUUAAAAGUGAAGCCUUCGAAAGGAGCUUCACACAGAUGGACAGGUAUCCUGGCAGGCCGUGAUCUUCUCAUCUCUCAACUGGGAAGAGUAAUAGGAGACGGAACAGAAAUAAAGGUGUGGCAAGACUCCUGGAUUUCAACCUCUGCUCACUGUAUCCCGUUUGGGCCUAUAAAGGAAGGGGAUAGCGAUCUUCGUGUGUCUGACCUACUUGGACGAGGAACCUGCGAGUGGAACAAGGAUAUGGUUACUAGUAUCUUGCCAGAUUUUGCUGAGGAUAUUUUUAAACUGAAGCCUAGUAAAACAGGAGCUAGAGAUUCUUACAUCUGGUAUGCGGCAAACUCAAGACACUACUCGACGAAAUCAGGCUAUGCAGCUGCAAUGUCGGACCGAUCUCAGAACAGCAUCCCCAAGCUGCAACUCUUCCUCUGGAAGGCAACUAAAGGGGCUCUGCCAACGGGUGAUAAUCUCCGGAAGAGAGGAAUGCUGCUGAACACUAAUUGCAUCCAUUGUGGAAUGGUGGAAACGACAAAACACAUCUUUCUCCAUUGCCCCUUCGCUAGGCAAGUUUGGAGUCUGAUACCAAUAGCAACAGAUUUUGACUCCAUGCUCAUCCACUCCUUCACCGACGCUUUGACGGCUGCUGCAAACUGGCAAUGUCUACCACCGUGUGGUAUCACCGGAGAUCUCUUCUCGUGGGUGUGCUGGAACAUUUGGACCUCAAGAAACAAACUGCUCUUUGAAAAACGCCCAGCCUCAACUCUGCUGAUGAUGACCAAAGCUCUUUCUGAUGCAAGGGAAUGGACUAUCGCGCAAGGCUCGGCGGUGAAACCUUCGCUAACAACUCAGAUCCAGAGAAGACCACCGUCGCUUCCCCCUGAUACGGUGAUAUGCAACACGGAUGCGGCUUGGAAGGCAGAGACUUCAGCUGCGGGUCUUGCUUGGAUCUUCGACUCCCUCACUCCCCUGCUGAUCUCGUCUGGCCACCAACAUCAUCAUCAGGUCCCGUCGGCGAUCAUGGCUGAAGCCCUAGCGGUUAGGGGAGCUCUUUCUCACGCCCUUCACCUUGGCAUCUCAAAAGUCUGGCUCCGAUCAGACUCCUUAUCGCUCAUCAGAGCAAUUGAAUCGAUCUCCAAGCCGAUGCAGCUCUACGGAAUUUUAUCGGACAUCGUUUCGCUUUCUUCUUCCUUCUCGUUUUGCUUCUUUUCCUUUAUUCCUAGAGUUGAGAAUGGGCUUACAGACAAUCUAGCCAAAGCCUGUCUCUCAAAUGUUAUCACUUCUUGGGCCUGA
This is a messenger RNA of Raphanus sativus (radish), 1356 nucleotides long. RefSeq lists its product as uncharacterized. The record is from RefSeq and is a predicted model, not a curated record. Bases 1 to 1356 code for a protein of 451 amino acids. Gene Ontology annotation, molecular function: nucleic acid binding; RNA-DNA hybrid ribonuclease activity. The transcript is spliced from 2 exons. Lineage: Eukaryota; Viridiplantae; Streptophyta; Magnoliopsida; Brassicales; Brassicaceae.